Molecule: messenger RNA, 1803 nt
Organism: Rubroshorea leprosula
Lineage: Eukaryota; Viridiplantae; Streptophyta; Magnoliopsida; Malvales; Dipterocarpaceae
Source: the annotation of a GenBank genome assembly
AUGUUAUCUUGUUUUGAGUCCCCCGAAAAAAUGAUCCGAGAGGUAAAAGAAAUGUCCGGAAACAGUGCAUUAGAGGCGACGAAAGUCCCUUUGCUCAAUGAUUUAGCUUCGUCGGCUACCGAGCAAGACAGUGAACAACAAUCACUUUCAAGGAGGGUGUGGAUUGAAUCCAAGAAGCUAUGGCAGAUUGUUGGACCUGCAAUUUUCAGCCGCAUCGCCUCCUAUUCCAUGUUUAUCAUCACCCUAGCCUUUGCCGGUCACCUUGGUGACCUAGACCUCGCCGCUAUUGCUAUAGCCAAUAACGUCAUCGUUGGCUUCGACUAUGGCCUUCUGCUGGGGAUGGCGAGUGCAUUGGAAACGCUAUGUGGUCAGGCAUUUGGGGCUAAGAAAUACUACAUGUUGGGUGUAUACAUGCAACGUUCAUGGAUUAUUCUUUUCCUAUGUUGUGUUCUGCUUUUGCCUCUGUAUCUCUGUGCUUCACCUUUUCUGAAGCUCUUGGGUCAGCCUAAAGAGGUGGCGGAGCUAUCUGGGAUUGUGGCUAUACUGAUGAUACCACUCCACUUCAGCUUCGCUUUCCAGUUCCCUCUGCAGAGGUUCUUGCAGUGUCAGCUGAAGAACAUGGUGAUUGCAUGGGUGUCCCUGUUGGCCCUCAUAGUACAUGUGUUCGUGAGCUGGCUGUUUGUCUACAGACUGCAGCUUGGAGUCGUAGGCACUGCCAUCACUCUCAACUUUUCUUGGUGGGUCUUGGUUUUUGGCCUCUUUGCAUACACUGUCUUCGGUGGCUGUCCUCUUACAUGGACCGGUUUCUCCAUUGAAGCGUUUUCUGGUCUCUGGGAGUUCACAAAACUCUCUGCCGCUUCCGGUGUCAUGCUUUGUUUGGAGAAUUGGUACUAUCGAGUAUUGAUAUUAAUGACGGGAAAUCUCCAGAAUGCAAAGAUUGCCGUAGAUGCUUUGUCUAUAUGCAUGUCAAUAAAUGGAUGGCAGUUGAUGAUUCCUUUCGCAUUCUUCGCAGGAACCGGAGUGAGGGUUGCAAAUGAGCUUGGAGCUGGAAAUGGGAAAGGAGCAAAGUUUGCAACGAUAGUUUCUGUGAUGACAUCGGUUGUAAUAGGCGUUUUCUUCUGGCUGCUGAUCUUGUUGUUCCUUGAUCAUAUAGCUCUCAUUUUUACUUCAAGUAAACCAGUUCUAGAAGCUGUGAGCCAGCUUUCAAUUCUCUUAGCGUUCAGUAUUCUGCUCAACAGUGUUCAGCCAAUUCUCUCUGGAGUGGCUGUGGGAUCAGGAUGGCAAUCCUAUGUAGCAUACAUAAACGUGGGUUCCUACUAUUUGAUUGGGGUUCCACUUGGAAUUUUAAUCGGAUGGGUUUUUCACAAAGGAGUCAUGGGAAUUUGGGGUGGAAUGAUUGGUGGGACAGCAGUUCAAACCUUGAUAUUGGCCAUAAUCACAAUCAAAUGCGAUUGGGACAAGGAGGCUGAAAAUGCAGGUAAGCACGUGAGGAAGUGGGGAGGCGACGAAGCAGAAUAGAGCAAGGGACUUGAUGUCAAGAAUGUUCAUAGCGUGUCAAGGCUAGCUCACUACUGUUCAAAUGACAUUAACCGUUUAAGGUGAGAAGUAUCUAAAGCCUAGUGAUUUUGGUUGAUAAUUUAGAAUUAACUACGCGUGUGAAUAAGUAUGUCCAAUGUUUGCAAGCCUAUUUAUUGUAGAAUGAAAUUGCAAGUGUGUUAAUUGUAAACAGUAGAAUUAUAUAUGCCAGAUCCAUUAUAUGAUCUGCUUGUACCUGAUGUAAUGUAAUAUAUCGUUCUUGUAACU